AUGUCGAUUGAAACAGCAAAAAGAACAUUCUUGGAGCUUGCGACGGAAGACGAUGAGUUAUUUUUGAAGAAAAGGAAAAUCAACGAGUCAGUACCGAUCACCAAAAAUGCUUCUAUAAUACAACAAAACAGUGCGAACAAAGUGGGUUUGGAUGGACUUUCGCAGUGUUUUCGCAGAGUUAGAGCAUCGCUUUAUGUCUCCAUUGCACCAUGUUAUGUGAACGAUCCUAUUUCGGGCAUUAAGGUACAACAUUUGGACCAGAUGCUCAUGACAUACUCGUCUAGCUUGAAGGGUAUUGUAAUCUCGUACUUUCGGAUCGUGCUGGGAGAAGAAAGUUUAAUGAAGGAUGAAAUCACAGACCAAACAAUAGCCCUAGGGAGAUUUGGUAACGAUACGCCAUUUUCAUUUGUGUGGUGCACGGUUGACUUUCUAAUUUGGAGUCCUCAAGUGGGUGAUGUGAUAGAUGGGUGGUGUUACAUGCAAUCGCAGUCGCACAUCGGUCUUUUGAUACACGAUACAUUCAAUGCAACUAUAAAGAAGUACUAUAUUCCAGCUAGUUGGAAGUUUGUGCCGAAUCAGGCGGAUGAAUAUAGGGAAGGAGGAAUUGAAAGUGCAGAUGCAGUUAAUGACGUCGAACCUGAUGAGUCUACUGGUGCCGGUGCCGGCACUGACGGUGUUACGGAUACCGAUCCUAGUGGUGCAAAUUCCGCAUCUGUAUCAUCGGUUCACUCUCAAGAUAAGAUAUUUGGAAGAUCUCUUGGUCAAUGGACUGACGAGAAUGGUAUUCCUAUAGAAGGAAAGCUGCAAUUCCGUAUCAAAGCACUACAUCCAUCCGGAAAGGUUAUUUUUGUAGAAGGAACUCUACUAGAUCCGAAAUCCGAGAGAGAUAGUCAGCCUGUAACUUUGAAUCAGCACAAGAAGUUGGAGAAACCGGAGAGGAUAGAACCUGAAAGUACUGAAGAACCUGAAAGUACUGAGGAACCUGAAAGCACUGAAGAACCUGAAAGCACUGAAGAACCUGAAAGUACUGAAGAGCCUGAAAGCACUCAAGCUGAAAAGAGGAAUACAGAUCAGAAGAGCGAUACAGACAGUAAAGAGGGAGAAAGUAGCAGUGAUAGUGAUAUCGAUAUGCAACCAGAUGCAUCCACGCAGCACCUGGGUUAUCAACCCAUAGCUAUUAUUGAUGAUAUAAUAAAUGUGAUUAAUGAGAUCAUGUACAAAUGCACGGAACAACUGGAAAGGGUAUUGAUAGAGAGAAAGAAGCGCGUAGAGGAUGAUAAGAAAAAGAAGCAAGAGGAGAAGAUCAAGGCAUCAUUAGAAGCUGGAGAAGAUGAUGUGAUAGUAAAUGAGGAUGUUACAGAAUUAAACGAUGGAGUAGUACAAGAUAGUGAGGAAGAUAUACAGAAGGGUACAGCCAAACUGGAGAGUCUAUUGGAGCAUCUCAUCAACAAGAACUAUGAUAAGUUUGAGGUUUACAGUAUGAGGAAUCUACUGACCAUUCCGAAUGAUUUGGUGGAGGCAGGAUAUAUCAAAUUGAAACAUCAUGAAGGAUUGAUAGUGAAUAGCGAGACAUUGGAUAGAUCUAAACAGUUGGAUUCAAUAUAUGAAGAUAAACUGAAAGAAAUAGGGAGACAGUUUAAAACUAAUAGACUACUAAAUGAGAUGGCAGUUCGAAUUAGUAUGAAUUUGCGAUUGUUGAAGAGGCUUUCAACGAGGUUACGAAAGAUUGACUAUGAGGAUCAAGGUUCAUCAUUGGUUGAAAAAUAUAACUUGAAGCCGUUGAAAGAGACGUAUAGAUUUCUGGCUAACGAAAUCAAGCAGAGUUAUGAGCAAGUAGAUAGGAUCAAAUUGAAACUUAAAGACGAUAGACUAAAGGAGUUAGUCAGAGCAGGAGAAGAGGAUGAGUUUUUGGAUAAAAGAUUGGGAAUAGCAGAAAGUAGAACGAGGAAAGAUGGAGCAACCAAUACCGAAAUGGAUUACUAUGUGGCGGUGUCAAAACUGGGUAAAAUACUGAACGAACGUGGGUAA
Messenger RNA from Brettanomyces nanus, 2028 nucleotides. RefSeq lists its product as uncharacterized. Gene Ontology annotation, biological process: kinetochore assembly; protein localization to kinetochore; mitotic sister chromatid segregation. The record is from RefSeq and is a predicted model, not a curated record. The transcript is spliced from 3 exons. The coding region runs from base 1 to 2028 and encodes 675 amino acids. NCBI's taxonomy places the organism in Eukaryota, Fungi, Ascomycota, Pichiomycetes, Pichiales, Pichiaceae. Gene Ontology annotation, cellular component: chromosome, centromeric region; nucleus.